Aspergillus piperis CBS 112811 is the source of this 812-nucleotide messenger RNA. RefSeq lists its product as uncharacterized. Bases 150 to 662 code for a protein of 170 amino acids. Lineage: Eukaryota; Fungi; Ascomycota; Eurotiomycetes; Eurotiales; Aspergillaceae. The transcript has 6 exons. The record is from RefSeq and is a predicted model, not a curated record.
AUUUCAAUCUAUCUAUCUAUCUAUCUAUCUACUGUGGACUAGAGGAUGUGACUGCUCUGUUGUGCCAUCUUGGCAUUGCACUCAUCAAUACUGAUGUGAAACUAGUCUCAAAAGCUACAGCAGAGACCCAGCAGCUGCGUGAUUGAGCCAUGACCACACGGAGGUAUCAGCUUGACGUGGACCCCUUGACCUGUCUCAAUGGGGAUAUCGAGCUUCUGCUUCCUCCGCGGCAUGACGACUGGCUGUUGCUCGGAUCGGUGACCCCAUGGUUCUAUCACUGUCUGAGGAACAGCUCUAUAAGAAGUCUACUGGACUGUCCAAGCUUGGUUGAUGAUGCCUGUCUCCUCUUUUGUCGCUCGGUACUUCAUGCUUAUCCACAACAGUUAGCUACUUGUCUAAAGCAUGGGCUGUGGAUGCGGACUGCCUCGUGCAGUGGCUCAGAUAAUGACGUUGAUAAGCCCAAUGGCUCUGUCAUGAUCUGGGGCAGCGCUUGGCUUAGGUCGAUAACGACGAUUAUCGAAGUUGGAAUUAUACGGAAUCCCUGGUUCCACGGUUUGCCACACAAGAUGCCACGAGACGCAGCAGGCGCAAGUCUGGCAAAGUGCGAGAUGGGAUAUCAGUCUCGAGGGUAUAGUGCGGCACAAUCGUCCGUCGGGGGGUGACGAUAUAACCGCCAAGAAAGGCAACGCUAGUGGCAGGGAGUAUGGAUGGGUUGGACACUGCAGCUUGGGUCGCUUGCUGGUCUACCUACGCUAAUAUUUGGUCCCUUGAGAGCUGAUGGCUAUACAGACAGAUGACUUUCUCUUCUGAUG